UGUCAAUGUUGUGUACCUUUGCAGACUUGACUAAGGUAACUGUUACUUUGGACUGGUGGUAAUAUCUCUGGACCUUUUCUCGGUUAGGCCACGAGGAGGCGCUGUCUCGCUUUACUCUGAAGAAGCUGCUGCUGCUCAUGUGUUUCCUGGACAAAGAGUCCCGGCUGAUUGAGCACGACCUCUGUCUGUUCUGCUUGGAUGCAGAGUUCAAGACGAGUAAAGACCUGCUCCUGGCCUUCGCCAGGGACUUCCUGAGCGGGGAAGGAUCCUCUCCCGGCUACCUGGGGUUACCCGUCUCCCACGCUCAGAAGCCCCUGGACGAGUUCAACUUCGCUGUGACGGAUUUGGCAGUUGAUUUGAAAUGCGGCGUUCGUCUAGUGCGUGUGAUGGAGAUCCUGAUCCAGGACUGGAGUUUGUCAGCCAAGCUCCGUCUGCCAGCCAUCAGCCGCCUGCAGAAGGUCCACACCGUCGGCAUGGCUUUGCAAGUGCUCAAAAGCAAAGGGGUCGACCUCAAGGAUGAACACGGCUCCAACAUUGAUUCCAGAGACAUUGUGGACGGACACAGAGAGGAGACGCUGAGCCUCUUGUGGAAGAUCAUCUUUGCGUUUCAUGCAGCCUACAGAGGAUGCGAGGCCAGAAAGCAGUUGCGUAUGCGGCAGCUGUAACAAUUCAGUCUGACUUCCGAACGCACCA
This is a messenger RNA of Anarrhichthys ocellatus (wolf-eel), 693 nucleotides long. Its product is annotated as abnormal spindle-like microcephaly-associated protein homolog. The transcript is spliced from 5 exons. Gene Ontology annotation, molecular function: calmodulin binding. Gene Ontology annotation, cellular component: spindle pole. The record is from RefSeq and is a predicted model, not a curated record. Gene Ontology annotation, biological process: spindle organization; mitotic cell cycle; establishment of meiotic spindle localization. Lineage: Eukaryota; Metazoa; Chordata; Actinopteri; Perciformes; Anarhichadidae. The coding region runs from base 138 to 665 and encodes 175 amino acids.